AUGACAAACCCAGCACUGCGCCGGGAAGUCAUCAACAUCUACAAAGAGCUCCUUAAUCUCGGCCGGGCGUAUCCUCUCGGAUACGAUCAUUUCAGAAAUCGACUGCAUAAGGCGUUCUCGAGUCAGGCGCAUUUGAGCGAUGAGGAGCAGAUUAAGAAGGGCAUUGCGAGGGCGGAAUUUGUGAAGAAAGAAAUUGAGGCAUUGUAA
This is a messenger RNA of Aspergillus chevalieri, 207 nucleotides long. RefSeq names its product electron transfer flavoprotein regulatory factor 1. Gene Ontology annotation, cellular component: mitochondrion. Gene Ontology annotation, biological process: respiratory electron transport chain. The record is from RefSeq and is a predicted model, not a curated record. The transcript is spliced from 3 exons. The coding region runs from base 1 to 207 and encodes 68 amino acids. Lineage: Eukaryota; Fungi; Ascomycota; Eurotiomycetes; Eurotiales; Aspergillaceae.